Molecule: messenger RNA, 1608 nt
Organism: Drosophila eugracilis
Lineage: Eukaryota; Metazoa; Arthropoda; Insecta; Diptera; Drosophilidae
Product: esterase P
Exons: 2
Source: RefSeq, a predicted model, not a curated record
GCUGAUGCCGUGGAUAACAUUCGCUUAUACUGGAGAGCCCCGUCAGAUCCCUUAAUAAUCAACAUACCUAAUGGAAAACUCCGUGGAAAAGAUAAUGGGCAUUACUACAGCUACGAAUCGAUUCCCUAUGCCGAACCGCCAAUUGGUGAACUAAGAUUUGAGGCACCUCAACCGUAUAAUCAUCAAUGGACUGAGAUUUUCAAUGCCACUGAGACACCUGUAUCCUGCGUACAAUGGAACCAAUUUCAGCGUGGAAGCGACAAGCUAAUGGGCGAAGAAGACUGCUUAACCGUAAGCGUGUAUAAGCCAAAGAAUCCAAGUCGGGACCACUUUCCUGUUGUCGUUCUCCUGCAUGGUGGUUCCUUUAUGUUUGGUGGAUCCAGAAUAUAUGGACACAGUAACUUUAUGCAGGAAGGAACUAUGAUUGUAGUAAAAAUAAACUAUCGCGUUGGACCUUUGGGUUUCGCCAGCACUGGUGAUAAGGAUUUGCCGGGGAAUUAUGGACUGAAGGAUCAACGUCUAGCUCUACGAUGGAUUAAGGAAAACAUUAUACACUUUGGCGGUAUGCCCGAUAACAUUGUGCUCAUCGGCCACUCUGCUGGCGGGGCCUCAGCUCAUUUCCAUCUUCUGCAUGAGGAUUUUAGUCAAUUGGCUAAGGCAGCCAUUUCGGUGAGCGGUAAUGCACUUGAUCCCUGGGUUAUCCAUGAGAGUGGACGAGCCUUUGAACUGGGUCGAAUAGUCGGUUGUGGUGAGACCACGGACUCUGCAAAACUUAAGAAAUGUUUAAAGUCCAAGCCAGCCGGUGAAUUGGUCUCCGCUGUUCGCAGCUUCCUCGUGUUUUCCUAUGUGCCCUUUAGUCCCUUUGGACCUGUUAUAGAGCCGAAAGAUGCACCCGAGGCUUUCCUUACCCAACAUCCCAUAGACAUCAUCACAAGUGGUAAGUUCGCGCAAGUCCCUUGGGCUGUGACAUAUACCUCUGAGGAUGGAGGCUAUAAUGCUGCGCAGUUGUUGGAAACAAAUCAAACCACUGGAGAGACAUGGAUUGAUACACUCAAUGACCGAUGGUUUGACUGGGCGCCUUACUUGCUAUUCUCCCGGAAUUCCAUGAAAACUGUUAGGGAUAUGGAUGAGUUCUCUAGGAACAUUAGACAGCAGUAUUUAGGAGAUCGACGAUUCAGCGAGGAAAGCUAUUUGGAUCUGCAGCGGAUGUUCACUGAUAUUCUUUUCAAGAACAGCGUGCCAAAAUUAAUAGAUCUUCACCGGAAAUAUGGCAAAAGUCCUGUCUAUUCGUUUGUCUACGAUAAUCCAUCUGAUGUCGGAGUGGCGCAGCGGCUAUCCAAUCGCACUGAUAUACAUUUCGGAACUGUCCAUGGAGAUGACUUUUUCUUGAUAUUUAACACCACGACAUUUCGAAAAACCAUUCGUCCAGAUAAAGAGGAUAUUUCGAAAAAGUUCAUUAAGAUGCUGGAGGAUUUUGCACUUAACGAUAAGGGAACUUUGACAUAUGGCGAGUGCAAUUUUCAAAAUAAUAUGAACAGUACAAAAUAUGAGGUGCUUCGAAUAACACGAACCGGUUGCAAGAACGAGCAAUAUGAACAGCUUCCCUAA